CCAGCGCUGCUUCCUUCCCCAGCAGUUUAAGUGCUCUACUGGAUAAACAGGAAGGUUUAAUAUCUGAGCCAGUGAGCAUAUUCACAGCGCAAUCAUAAGAUCUUUGCUCAACACACUUGUUAAAGAGCCAGGGAAGUCUGAAUGUGACAGCUAAACUGUGAAAUCCUGACCGGGAGACGGUAUCGCCAUCUGCCAGGAACUUACAGAAGUUCGUUGAGAGAAGGGAGACUUUGGGACUGUCAGGGAACGGAAACCGUCAAAGAUUAAGGAUUAACAAAGAUACUGGAAGUUUGUGACUUUAUGUGGCAACGGUCUGACAGCUGGCUGGGAGUUUGCUAGGCAGUUUGGCUGUAGAAUGAAUCUGACUGUAGUAUUUUUGGGCUGUGGUUGACAGUUCCAAGCUAGAGGGACUUGGGAAGCUAUAAGUGACAGUCCAGGAAAAGCAAGAAGGUCCUAUUUAUGUUGUGACAAUGACAAUAGUGUAUAAAAGAUUACACUACACUUGACAUUCUUUUGAGAAGAGAAACUCUUACGCAAUAUGAAACUCUGCACUUAUGGACUUAUGAGGUCUCGGACCCUCUUCCACCUCUUCUUCCUAUUUCUGUUGAGUGAUUUGGGAGAAACGAAUCAGGCAAAUCGAAACUGCAAUGGGGACAAUCAGUAUUACAAUCCAAAAGCUAAGAAGUGUUGUGACAGAUGUGCCCCAGGCAAAUAUGUAAAGCGAGAAUGUGACUCUACUACACCAACACAAUGUGAAAACUGCACUUCUGGAUCAUACACCAAAAAGUGGAACUAUGUUGAAAAAUGUAGUCUGUGCAGGCCAUGUGGAUUAGAUUUUGUAGUAAAGUUGAACUGCUCGACCACCCAGGAAACAAUCUGUGAAUGUCAAGAAGGGUUUGAGUGUUACGAAAGGAACAAGCAGAGGUGCUUGGCUUGUCUCCCUUCUCCCAUCACACCUCUGCCACUGACAGAAAAAACCACAGGUGUUCACCAGAUUUCAGGAUUACCACCGGAUAAAUCGGUUUACAUUUCAGGUUCCUUUAUCUUGAUUGUGACUUUAAUUCUGGUGGUCAUUCUUGGUCUAAUGGUUUUCUACAUGUGCAAAAAAUGUUUCCUAUUGAAAAAAAUAGCAAAAAUACUCAUAAAGAAGAAUGGAACAGGUUAUCAAAAUGAGAAAGGAACUAAUACAGGGGGAGAUAUUAGAAAUGGACACCAUGCAAAUCCCCUCCUGCAACUAAUAGUGAAUGAGACAGCAGAUGGGAAGUACAUGGAUGCAGCACAGACUAUAACUAUCAGUGCACCUGAAAGAGAAACAGGCCAGUGUAUCGACAGAAUUCCAGAGACUGUCUCUCAAGAAGAAGAAUUACGAAACCCCUUGCAGUGUACAGGCAUCAGAAACAACCCAGAUGAACACAGCAUUAUCAACAUAUAUUCCAGCCCUAAAGCUGAGCUGGUGUUACCCCAGGCUGCGAAAGUUUGUGUCCGCACCCCUAAGCAAGUUGUUGAUACUCAUCUAAGCUUCCCAAUCCAGGAAACGCAACAACCGAAGGGUGAAGAAGAUGUGCACAUGGCAUUGGAAGCCCCAAGCCAUGUCUACUCUCCUACCCCUAGUGACGUACAUGGAUUUAUUGAUUAUACUGCUCUUGCGAAGACACACAACUGUAUCUGUCCUCUUGCCCCUGUGGAGUGACAGAGUGGUAUUUACAUUGCUCUCCCCACAUAAAAUCAAAACCCACACUUAGGGGUUUAUAUGCUGAGCAACUCUCUGGCUGGGCCUAUCCAAAGUCCAUAGUGAAAAGAUGAUGUGAAGUGCCACAACAGCUCACCAAAAGUGUGACACGCACUUACACAGAUUUGGUGCUUGCCACUCUCUUCCCUUCACGGGGUUAUAAUCUGACCCCUCCGUCUGCAGGAGAACUGAUAUAGGGAUAACGGUCUGAGUUACUAGCAGGACCUAUGGUCAAAGUCAAUGACAACAUCCAAGCGCUUCUUGUCACAGUGUUACCUCUAUAACUGUCAGCUGACAAUGGUUUAUAUUGUUGAAAUUUUACAUCACAGUAAUUCUCAUGUGUGUUAUAUUUUAAAACAAUAUAUGUAAUGCAGUCCAAUGGUAAACACGUAAAAAGGGCAAUGAAUGUGUUAUGGGUAUUAAUUGUGGAUCCAAGAAACAUCCCAGAAUCCUCAGCACUGAAGGAAGUAUUAUUGUAUCAGUAAGGGCUGGGUAUAUCUACAGAAUAAAAUAUUAAAUACGACAGUUCCGGAGCUUCGUGAAAAGGAAUGCAGGUGGUUUCCUGUGUAAGUUAGUAACCGUUUAGAACAUGACAUAAAAUGUAUUUACCUUCUCAUGAGAAAUUACUGGUAUCUAUUUUCUACACAAAGAGAGGAAGCAACAUGUUUAAAGCAAAGGAGAAUAAAACCGUUUUAGAUUUGACAAUAGAGAUCAAUUUUUUUUUUACCGCACUGAAGGAAACACAAGUCAGGAAAAUGGUUAAUCCCUGGCAGGGUUUGAGAAUUUGGGAAUCCAAACAGGGUCAUUCCCUAAAUCGAGAAUUCAGAGUGAAAUUUUAAAUUUAAGGCCAAAAUAGCCACAACCGAAAAUUUGAGGUUUUUUUUGUCUAAUUUGGCUAGUCUGGUCUGAAUUUUGAAAUUUACUUUGAAUUCCCAGAAAUUCUCACUUUAUUAAACCCUGCAAGUGAAUUCAAAGUUAUUUUUAAAGUUAUGGUCAAGUAGGUGAAUUUGAAAUACCGGCUAUACUUCCAGUUUGGCUUUUUGUAGUCUAAACUUUGAAAUUCACUUUAAAUUCACAUUGCAGAUCCACGCAAUUAUCAGUUUAGUAAAUAGCCCUGUAAAUCAGGAAUUAUGCACCACUUUUAUCAGUCAUGCAAAUCUUACAGGGUAACUGAGUAUGUGUGCAUUGUCAGGAAUGCCACGUGAAUUUCAAAUUAUAGUUAAGAAUAGAAAAAGUCAUGUUAAAGUUUAAUUUCAUUUUGAGCACACAUUGAAUUCCCAGUAAUACACACGUUAGUAAAUAACCUGGUGUAUGCAUUGUGUGUUGCCAAGAAAGAUCUACAAUCUUUUCUAAGAGCUGUCACGUUUUUCAAUAAAAGCUAUAAAUUGUGUGCUUUACCUGACUUCUCCUUGUGUUAAUAAAGUUUAUCAAUGUGUUUUAAA
Messenger RNA from Pelobates fuscus (common spadefoot toad), 3171 nucleotides. RefSeq lists its product as uncharacterized. Gene Ontology annotation, cellular component: external side of plasma membrane. NCBI's taxonomy places the organism in Eukaryota, Metazoa, Chordata, Amphibia, Anura, Pelobatidae. Gene Ontology annotation, biological process: positive regulation of T cell migration; negative regulation of alpha-beta T cell proliferation; defense response to Gram-negative bacterium. Gene Ontology annotation, molecular function: protein binding. The coding region runs from base 539 to 1690 and encodes 383 amino acids. The record is from RefSeq and is a predicted model, not a curated record. The transcript has 9 exons.